UAACAAAGUUGGAAUAAAGGAAGGAGCAUAUGGUUGGUUACAGAUGGCAAGGUUCGUCUCCCACUCCAAGACUCUACUCCGUCACGGCAACGCUUCCCAAACGGCGAAGGGCGUUAAAGUGAGCCAUCGUCACCGAUCUUCGGAAGCGAAAUGGGUGGAGAUUGACGACGUCAAGUUGUUGGAGGAGCACCACCACCGUAUUACCGUGAAGAAGGCCACCCCCGAUUGGCUUCCCUUCCUCCCUGGCUCCUCCUUCUGGGUUCCACCUCCUCCCUCUCCCUUCCUUCACAAAUUCUCCAUCUCCUCUUCUCAACUCUUCUUCAUUCAAUCUUCAGAGUCAAACAACCAAUUCGGCAAUUCCAAUGCCACCCCUCGAGGCAUGCGUGUUACUGUGCAACUCAAUCUUCUCACACUUCCGGAAAACCUAGACGACGAAGGAUGAUGGUAAUAACGCAUCUCUCUCUCUCUCUCUCUUCUUUCCAUCUGAAUUUCUGCGACCUAAGCUUAUGCGAACUUAAUUCGUGUAUAAUUGAAGAUUCAGAAGCUUCUAUUCAAGACCAUGCAUCAAGUUGGGAAUUCUUACACAGGUGCAGUGCUGGCCAUUUUGUGAAAUUAACUCUUCUUCCAAUUUUCGGUCUCAGUGUUAUAUGUAUAUUAAAUAACCAAUAUAUGUCGAAUAUUUUCAAUGUUGUAAUUGUUGAACAUUUUAUUUAUACUGGAUCAAGUAUCUGCUAUCUAGUCAAUACUCAUGUAACUAAUAAAGCAAAACCUUAUU
Messenger RNA from Abrus precatorius (Indian licorice), 775 nucleotides. RefSeq lists its product as uncharacterized. Lineage: Eukaryota; Viridiplantae; Streptophyta; Magnoliopsida; Fabales; Fabaceae. The record is from RefSeq and is a predicted model, not a curated record. Bases 44 to 442 code for a protein of 132 amino acids. The transcript has a single exon.